AUGGAUCGCCUUGACAUCGAUAGCGCCCUCCAUGCAGCAGGUAUGGACGCGAUAGACCUCCUACGUGCCUUUUUUCUCCUCGCCGCCGCCACGACCUUCUCCGUCAGUAUCCCGUCCUCCCUGCGCGAUCGCUUCCUCGUCUAUGGCCCGCGUGCGACCUCAACGGCCUCCGGACCCCGCCUUGCUGCUGGGGAUACCUCCGGUCUGCUCGACUACCUCGCGACAUGGCAGGUGCCACACAGCUAUUUCAUCCAGUUCUACAUCGCCUCCGUGCUGUCGUCCAUCUUCUGGGGGUUACAGCUCUUCUUCCGUGGCGGCGUGUUCCAGGCAAUCGCGUCGCGGGUGAGCGAAGAGCACCAGCUGGAGUCGAUGUCCUUAAAUCAAAUCAUGAUCUGCUGGCUGCUCCUAGCCAUGCAGGGAUCUCGACGACUUUGGGAAUGUGUUAUCUUUGCAAAGCCCUCUACAUCGAAGAUGUGGUUCGUACAUUGGGUGCUAGGUCUUGGGUUCUACCUGACCGCUGGGGUGGCCAUCUGGAUUGAGGGUUCGGGAACCAUCCUGACUCGACCUCUCACCGUCGACCACAUCAAGAUCACCAAUGCCCCGAGUGUGCGCACUUUCCUCUGUGUUCCGCUUUUCCUGAUGGCCUCUGGUAUGCAGCACGACUGCCACCACUUCCUCUUCUCCUUGAAGAAGUAUACCCUUCCAGAUCACCCGAUCUUCCGUGGUAUUGUAUGCCCGCACUACGGGGCUGAGUGCGUUAUCUAUAUGUCCCUCGCUGUACUGGCUGCUCCGCCGGGCCAGUGGGUGAAUAAGACCAUGCUGUCUUGUUUGGCCUUUGUGGCAGUCAACCUCGGUCUGACCGCUCGGACGACCAAGCAGUGGUAUAUGCAGAAGUUCGGCAGGGAGGAAGUGCAACGUCGGUGGUUGAUGAUUCCGUACCUUUACUAA
Molecule: messenger RNA, 948 nt
Organism: Penicillium atrosanguineum
Lineage: Eukaryota; Fungi; Ascomycota; Eurotiomycetes; Eurotiales; Aspergillaceae
Product: putative 3-oxo-5-alpha-steroid 4-dehydrogenase
Exons: 3
Coding region: 1-948 (315 amino acids)
Biological process (GO): polyprenol catabolic process; dolichol-linked oligosaccharide biosynthetic process
Cellular component (GO): endoplasmic reticulum
Molecular function (GO): 3-oxo-5-alpha-steroid 4-dehydrogenase activity
Source: RefSeq, a predicted model, not a curated record